AUUAUCACAUUAUCAAAAUAACCAUACAUUUUAUCUUUAAGAGUUAUUAUGUCUCAAUCUCUAGUAUUCAAAGUAAAGAGGCAUGAGCCAGAAUUAGUAAAACCAUCAAAACCCACACCAAAUGAAACAAAACUUCUGUCAGACAUAGAUGACCAAGAUGGGUUACGUUUUCAAAUUCCAGUUGUACAAUUUUAUAACUAUGAUCCAAAUAUGAAAGGGAAAGACCCUGUUGAUGUAAUUAGAAAAGCUUUGGCAAAAACACUUGUGUUUUAUUAUCCAUUUGCUGGUAGAUUGAGGGAAGGUAAUGAUAGAAAGCUUAUGGUUGAUUGUAAUGGUGAAGGUGUUUUGUUUAUUGAAGCUGAUGCUGAUGUUAGUGUUGAAGAAUUUGGUGGUCAACUUCAACCUCCUUUUCCUUGUUGGGAUCAACUUCUCUUUGAUGUUCCUGGUUCUUCUCAAGUUAUUAAUACUCCUCUGCUUCUUAUUCAGGUAUACUAUUUCUUUGUUUUCUUGUUUUAUUCAUAUAAACUUACACACACAUAUUUUAGCCUAUUUACUGUGGUGAGAUCGUAUCUUGUGUCGGAUGUGACACGUGCUGGUUUUGGAGAGGUGGAGUUUGGUUGGGGGAAAGCUGUUUAUGGUGGGCCAGCUAAAGCAGGAGUUGGUGCUAUUCCUGGUGUUUGUAGCUUUUACAUACCUUUUAAAAAUGAUAAAGGAGAGGAAGGUUUGGUUAUGCCGGUUUGUUUGCCAACUCAAGCAAUGGAGAGGUUUGUUAAAGAGUUGGAUCAUGUGCUCAACAACAACAACAACAUUAACCAAACUAUUAAGGGUGGUAAAAAAUCUGGUUUUAUUAUUUCUUCAAUGUUGUAGACUUAAAGAAAACAUCCCAAACAAAUAAAGAAAUCCCCAUAAUCUUUGUUGCCCUUCAAACCAUCAUAGACAAGCAAGCUAUUCAGGACAAAGAGCAAGCUAUUUAGCGGGACUGGAUGGCUACUCAGCUUGCUCCUAAGCUCGAACUUGAGUCUCCAUUGCCUAAUCCUUCUCCAAUUUUUCUUGACAUACCUCAGUCGUCACGGUCUCCGUCAUAUGAUGGG
Molecule: messenger RNA, 1091 nt
Organism: Cicer arietinum (chickpea)
Lineage: Eukaryota; Viridiplantae; Streptophyta; Magnoliopsida; Fabales; Fabaceae
Product: benzyl alcohol O-benzoyltransferase-like
Source: RefSeq, a predicted model, not a curated record